AUGGCGGCGGCGGCGGCGGCCUCGCAGCGGGACGCCUCCGGAGACUGGCAGGACUUCUCCGGCUUCCAGCCGCCCGCCGCCGCGGAGGCCGAGGGCCGGGAGCCCUGGGCGGCGCCGGCUGGGGAGGGGGGGCCUUGGGGCCUGGCCGCCAGGCUCCCGCUUGGCUUCCCGCCGCCGCCGCCUCGGAAGGGCGAGGGCGGAGAGGCUCGCCUGCCGCCGCGGCCCCUGGGCGAGCAGAGCGCCCUGCGCCACGACGAGAUUUGGAAUGCUCUGACUGAUAAUUAUGGUAAUGUAAUGCCGGUGGAUUGGAAGUCUUCCCAUACCAGAUCCCUGCACCUGCCAACCCUGAAUCUUUCUGAAAAGGGAGUUAAUGACAAUCUGAACCUUGACUUAUCAGAUGAUGAAGAGCUGAGAGAGCAACUAGAUAUGCAUUCUAUCAUCGUUUCCUGCAUCAAUGAAGAACCACUCUUCACAGCUGAGCAGGUCAUUGAAGAAAUAGAAGAAAUGAUGCAGGAAUCUCCGGAUCCAGAUGAUGAUAAAACACCAACCCAGUCAGACCGUCUGUCCUUACUCUCCCAAGAAAUUCAGACGCUUAAGAGAUCCAGUACAAAUCACAAUUACAAAGAGGGGGUAAAAAAGCGAUCUGUGACUGAGUUGAAUGACCUAUUAGAAGAGAUUGAGACAGCCAUCAAGGACUAUUCUGAAGAACUAGUACAGCAGUUGGCACUGCGAGAUGAGCUGGAAUUUGAGAAGGAAGUGAAGAACAGCUUCAUAUCAGUCCUUAUCGAAGUACAAAACAAGCAAAGAGAACAAAAAGAGAUGGCAAAGAAGAAGAAAAAGCUGAAAAAUGGCAGUCCUCAGAAUGGCAAACAAGAGAGAGGUCAUAUGCCUGGAACAUACUUGACAACAGUUAUUCCUUAUGAGAAGAAAAGUGGACCUCCAUCCAUUGAAGAUCUCCAGACACUAACAAAAAUUCUUCAUGCCAUGAAAGAAGAUAGUGAGAAAGUGCCAAGCUUAUUAACAGACUACAUCUUGAAGGCCUUGGUUUGAAAGCUGGAUUGCUCUGAGUUCUGUGCCCUACAUGAAGAGUGCCGUUUGGGAGAAAAGACAACCAUGCUGAUUCCUGUGAAGAGGAUCGGUUAAAGCCUUUCAGUUUAAUUUGGCACCGUGAUGACUUCUAAUGUCUUUACUACUUUUAUUGCCUGCUUG
Molecule: messenger RNA, 1209 nt
Organism: Euleptes europaea (tarantolino)
Lineage: Eukaryota; Metazoa; Chordata; Lepidosauria; Squamata; Sphaerodactylidae
Gene: FEZ2
Product: fasciculation and elongation protein zeta 2
Exons: 9
Coding region: 1-1050 (349 amino acids)
Cellular component (GO): cytoplasm; axon
Source: RefSeq, a predicted model, not a curated record